GAAAUAGCAGGCACAGGUAGCUGUUGAAAGAACGUGCUGUCUCGUUUGUCAUGUAGUUUCAGACCACUUUGGUUCUUGUGGUCAUAGAGUGAUGUUGUGACUCUUUGUCUCUGCUCAAGUUCUUAGUAUUCUCUCCGCUCCUCCCUCUGACAGACGAGGAAACUCGAUCCAUUUCAAUUCUUAGGGUUUAGCAAGAAAAUGUCGGGUGAGCGGUUUUCUCAGCUUGCAGCGGAGCUUUACGUUGAGGUGGAACUGCAAGCGAAGAAUCUGCGUGAAAAUGCUGCACAGAUACGCAAAGACAUGGAUCGGGAUAAGGCGGCGUAUCAACAUAAAAUAAACACUUUGUUCUUACUUCUUAGGAUGUGUUGAGACAUCGUCCGUAGGAGCCACAACAUGAUGAAAAACAGUUCCCUCCUAAAUCUAAAUGUCACUUCUGCACCCCCAGUCAUUCUAGCAUUUACCCAAUUUUUUUUUCCGCGCCAGAGCAUUGAUUUAUAACUCACGAAUACCAUCGUCAUCGACCACCGGACCAGGACCAAAGCAACAUUGAUUUAUAACUCCUGAAUUAUACCAUCGACCAUCCUACCACGACAAACACGUGAACACUACAGAAUGGACCGCGAGUUUCAAGAAAGGUUCGAGGCCCUCAGACGAGAGCAAGAGGAUUUCGAACGGGAAAAGCAACAAAUGCUUCAAAUACCAGCAAGAGAAAAUGACGUCUUAAGUAUCAAUGCAGGAGGCAUACCCUUCAUGAUGAAACGGUCUCUGCUCACAGACGUUUUCCCACAGAGCUACUUGGCUAGAAUGUUCUCAGGUCGAUGGGAGCAAAGUAUCGAGAGGGAUCCCCAAGGGAAUUAUUUCUUAGAUGUUAUGGAUCAUCACACAAUGGAAUUAUUUCUUUUUAGAAGAUGUUAUGGACCUCACACAAUGGAAUUAUUUCUUAGAUGUUAUGAAUGAACUACAAGGUAAAGAAUUGAGGUUUUGUAGCCCAGACGAAACUAGGAAAAACAAUUACUAUGUAUUACGUUACUUCUAAAACUUCUAGUAUCAACGAUCCGAAACUGAAGUUCUCCACAUCUCCACGCUUCGCAUUUUGGAUCAGUGCACUCCAUUCCGUUCACUUUCGCUACCGAAGUCAAUAAGUUUUACUUGUAGUCACUCCGUCCAGAACACGUCUCCACGUUUAUUCCUCCAUUUCUCCCUCCCUUCAUACCCUUCGAUCCACAGUCUUUCGAUCUGAUCGUCAACUACCUACGUGACAAGCGGAUGGAGACCCCAGAGAGGCCAGCCGCUGUCCCCGUAGUGCAUCCCGACAAGAAGGAGUCCUUCGACAAUUUGCUGAACUAUCUUGGUCUUGUUGGCGAAAUCCCUACAAGAGCCAGCGCACAUGCAGCAAUAACUGCAGGAGGAGCUUAUGGCGGAGCAGGAGCUCACGGAGGUGGAGGAACAACACCAUCGUCGUCAUCAAAUCAGUAUGGAUGGGGAACAUCUAUACGAGGACACACGACGCCAGCAUUACAAUACAACAGAGGGGAAGGCGGUUAUGCAACGCCCACAGGAGCAAAUGGAGGUGGGGGAGCAGGACAGCAUCAGGUACCGAUUAGCUUCUCCUUUUGUGAAGAUGAAGUGCAUGUAUUUAAGGAUCAUCAGUAGCUUUCCUUUCGGGCGAAGAUUAUGGCCGGAGGAACAGAAUGAAGAGCGCAGAAUGGGGCCUUGGUAUCAGUGUGGGGCACAACGUGACUGGCGCCGUCUCACAGAGACAGUGGCGCUGGGCACAUUACGAAUCGGCCAGCGGUCGGCAACUGCACAAGGCAAACGAUGCAACUCGCUGCGCCUCGGGGCUGCGAAUGCGCAGCGUUCAUGAGGUGGGCAAGUUGCUGAUUAGUUUCGUGCCCCAUGUUGACACUGCAGGGGAGGCUCCGACGGUGCCGGUCAUCACGCUCUGCCUGCCGCCGCCGAGGCCCAGGGCCGUAACCAUUCGCCCAGCAAGCGACGAAGAACCGACGGGAAGCGGAACGAAGUAAGCAAGCGCGUGGGGGUAUUACGAUAGAUCCAACGACAGCGGAAGCCACGCACUUCUGGCAAGGCGACAGCUAGAGCGGUUCGCUGUGGCAGGACGAACCGCGCGGCCCAGUGCUUGGCGCGGGCGCCGGGGCGGCACCGUGCGCGAAGCACUCGAAAAUAUGAAAAGGACAAGAAAGCGCCACCCAGGGGCAGGGGGUGGGGGCGCGCCGUCUGAGGUGUCGAGCAGUCAGUCGCUGAGCGGGCGCGCGGCUCCUCCCCUCGUGUUGGUGAGGACUUUUUUCUUGAGCAGCGGGGAGGCUCGGGCUGGCAAUUUGAGUCGCCUUCGACGGCAGUGGUGGCGCGCGUCGGCACGGCUGUGGGCCACCCAGCGCUGGAGCUCGAGGGGCCUGCGUGGAGGUAGCUCCAGGGGCGCCGGCAGGCGAAGGGGGGAGGAAACUUGGCGCUUGUGGUGUUUGAUGCUCGUCCACUUUAUUUUCUUUGGGCGGAUAACUGUCGGCUUCCAGUGAGAGGGUGCAGCCCCGUGAAGGGGUUUCGCAUGGUCGUGCGUCAAUCUUUGCCCAAAGUUAACUGGGACAGGCGCCUGGUUUUGGCCGUUGACUACCAGGGCGGGCCGUGCCUCAAGGCCUUGCCUUCGCGCCGGGCACCUUGGGGGCCGGCUGCUGUGGUGGUGCUGCCGGGCGGCCGCAAUCUGGUGCGGCGGGAAGCGUUGGGGGCCUCGUUGCGGUUGCUGUGGGCGCGCGUGGUUUAUGGUCGCCACCGGUCAGGAGCAUAGUGGCGCGACUUCGUUGUUUAGGAUUGGCCCCCUUGCCUCCAGCCGGCUCACUCACUUCGCCGCUAACUUUUAGGGUGUUUGCCCAGCUUUUUGCCUGGGAUACGCUUGCUCUUGUUCUUCCUUCUUUGUUUUCCCUCUCUUCUAUAUCAUCUUUCUGAAUCGUCUCUAUCAACUUUAUUUACCGCUAUGAAUGUAUAGGUUACUUGUUCCCCUUACAUAUUAUCGCGUAGCUCUUGAUGAUCUUUCUGAAAUAGUUCACUACGUGACAUGAUCAUAAUAAUUGUUCGUGCCUUGUUUUUAUCCAUUCCAUCCUAGCCCCAAACCAACAUGAUCUGGAAUCUGUAUCACGACAACAUGCUCAAGAACAUUCAGAUCGUCGAGCAUGGUCGCAUAUUAGCGCAGCGCGAAACAGUAGCGCCAGGUUCUUCGAGAGGCAAUGGCAAUUACAACGACGCUCUAGGAGGGAAGGUCUCAAAAACGACUACAGAUCCCGGAACCGGAGAGGAGGGAGCAGGAUCAAGUAGUGCAGCAGGUAGAAAUUGAUAUUGAUGUCAAGUCUGUCUGUUUCUUGUAAUAUCUUUGCAAGAAUACAGUGAGUCAGAUACAGAGGCUGUUUCUACGGUUAUCAUGAACGAUGACAACCGGUACAACACCAACACCAGCAUGCGUGAUUAUCUCUACCCAUGAUGAUCAUUAUGCAGCAAUUUCGUUCUACAACGAAUCUAAACAAGAAUCACCCCAAAAACACGACAGAAUCAACGCAGCCUGAGAGAACAACUGGCGUUUCACCCGCAGCACCAACCACGCAGCCUGCGACAGUUAGAAAAUCGGUGCCAGGUUGGUCAAAACGAUACGCGCAUCCGAGCGUAUCUGUGGAAGAAGGUUCUUGUUCUAGGUCCUGUAGCUCUAGCAUUGGUAGCAGUUCUAGUAGCAUUGAUUCUUUCUGUUUGUAGCUCCAGAAGAAAUCUCAGUUAGAGUUGAAGGGUGGUCGGAGUACUGCAACACAUACAUAAGUCGGUAAAAAUGAUCUGAAACUUUUUCCACUUCUAAUACAUGACAUUCGAUCUUCAUGUUGAUCUACUACAUCGCACAACAGGUGGCAUAUGUAAAAUCCCCGCUACGAAUGACCACGGAAGUGCCGCGGCAGUAAGGGCUACUAGAGGCUUCAACAAAAGCGUUCACGCCUGGCAGAUAGUCGUGCAGAAAGUCUCAGACUACAGCUACGUAGGUUUCGUAGACGACACGUGGAACCAUUUCCAAUCGUGUAUCGGAAAGAGCAUGGGGAGUUGGGGUAUUGUUACCACUAAAAAGUUCUGUUCAUUUCAAUGUUUAAGCCUUAAGCUUCUUAGCCCACCUUAAACUUUAAGGUGGCCUAAGAAGCUCAAUGUUUGAGGUCCUCGUGUGAAAAAGGAAGUCUUGCCACGUGCAAGAUCCACGCUCCAAUCCAAAAAAAAGCAUUCCACUUUCCAAAAGCAAUACCUCUUUUCCGUGAAGGUCAACAUCUUUAAUGAAUUAAUACUUUUCAGGUAUCGCGUCCAAUGGCAUCCUCUACGCUCAGCGGAAUCAGACUGACAGUCCACAGGUAACCCGUUUUUACGAUCAGUCAGUGUUGUUAAGGCUUCUCCUAAUCCAUCUCUGCUAUAGACAUCGCGCAACGGUAUGUAUGUGCAACGAUGGAUAUUUAUUUUUAUAAGGGAGAAGAUGCUGACACAUAUUGUUGCGGGAUCCCUACUACAGAGAUGAACUCGGGGAAGCUCUAAUGUUGGAGUUUGUGGUUGAUUUAGACUCCCGAGCCUGCCAUGUGACCAUUGACGGUGUAAAACAUGAACGAGUUUUCACGGAUCUUCCUAAAACCCUGUAUCCCGCUGUAUCGAAUUGCCGCUCCCCCGCGAUCUAUAAGGUUACCUUCUAAUAGAGAUUCAAGUUCAAACCGCUUGUCUUGUUGAUCUAAGUAGAAAAAAUUGAAUUCUAAGUCAGUUUGAUGAAUUUGUCCUAGAAGCUAGUCAAAUUCUCGAAAUGAGAACCCCUGUUGGAUAAAAACAAUUUUAUUACUGAGAACAGGUACGAGAUAGUGGUAGAAUCAGACCCUCUGGCAUGCUUAGUCGGAUGAUGUACUUUCCCAUUCCGUAAUGAAGACUUUUGAGUUUGACCUCAAGAAGCUCAACAAGAGGAGCAGCUCGAUUUAGUACUAGACAAAUGGGC
Messenger RNA from Amoebophrya sp. A25, 4999 nucleotides. Lineage: Eukaryota; Dinophyceae; Syndiniales; Amoebophryaceae. The record is from the annotation of a GenBank genome assembly.